Molecule: messenger RNA, 522 nt
Organism: Galdieria sulphuraria
Lineage: Eukaryota; Rhodophyta; Bangiophyceae; Galdieriales; Galdieriaceae
Exons: 3
Coding region: 21-485 (154 amino acids)
Molecular function (GO): DNA binding
Source: RefSeq, a predicted model, not a curated record
UGAAAGAGAAUCAUCAUAGAAUGGGAUGGAUCAGUUACUUGCCAAGUUGUUGGACUAGUCGUCGUUGUUUACAUUCUGCUAUUCAACAGUCCUUUAAAAAGUCAUAUGGGUUGAGUUGCCCUCGAGUGGUUUAUAUGGAUAUGCAGACGCAAUCGUCUUCUUUCGAUAGAGAGAGUGGAGAAGAGUGGAAAAGAGCUAUGGAGAAAGCACAGUUACUUGCGCAAUAUAGUCAACAACUUCAACAGCAACUUUCUAUAAUAAGAGUGGAAAGUAAAUCUGUUGAUGGAUGGGUGGAGGCACGAUAUUCAGGAAAUCAGGUACCUUGUAGUGUACAAGUGGAUGAGAAGUUGCUUUCAUCAGGAGAUAUUCAAGCGAUAUCCAAUUCUAUUACGGAAGCAAUAGUGGGAGCUUAUGAAGCAAGUUUAUCCUAUUCACAGAAUGAGAUGGCUGUUGUAGCUAAGAGUAUGGAAAGAAAUAGAAGUUGACUUUGAGUUUGAAUACAAGUGCGUUAGGUUUAGGGUU